AUGGAGCUGAGUGGAACGCAAGACACUGGUCCGCGUAUUGACGAGCAUUUUGACCGCAUCCGUGCCAACCUGAUUCGCUGCGAGGAGUGCAAUGAGAACUUUUUCUUUGACUUUUUGCGGCACCCCCGCUACUUUGUAACGCAUUUUAAAACGUGCCAUUUGAAAAAUGUGCUGUACCGCUUUAAUGGCCAUACGGAAGAGGAAAACCAGCGCGUGCGGUUCGGGCCUCGACGCAAAAAAGAUGCCACUGCGUGGUUUGGCCAGCUCAAGUCCACCGAAAAGAGAAUGAUUUCCAUGCAAGACAACAAAUGGGGCGAAAUUGCUGAACGAGAGUGCUGGUCGUGUCGACUAUGCAAACUUGUUCGGAAAACGAGUGAGGUGCCCCAUGCCUUUGAACCGAAUGAAUUAGGCCGACGGCAAGCCUUGCUUCAUCUUCGGCAAUUUCACGAAGUUGCGUACAACGAUUUUCUCAGGAUGCUGCCGGCCGUGGGGAGGUCUUUAUCUUGCCAAACGCAAUUAAGCUUAUCGAGUCACGGGCCAGUAUUGGUGGCUGAACAUGGAACAAAUACCACUGGAGUAACAGGAGGAAGUUUGGUAUCUCGACAACCAGCGGCCGUUUCUGGGUGGACGUGGCUAAGUAGCGGGAAUGGGACGCCGCCUUCAUCAACAGCUCCGAGGCAUUCUGCUGAAGCUGACCGCAGCCGAAUUCGUCGAAUGAAAGCGACACCUGAAGUUAAAAAAGCUGAGGCAGAGCGUAGUAAACGUCGACGAGAGCGAUUGACGCCUGCUCAACGGCAAGCAGAUGCGGAAAGACGAGUGAGAAAACGACAGCGAAUAGAGGAACGCGCACGAAGUCGAGUGCGUCGAGCUGAAGCAUCCCAAGAUGCUCGAGAACGGGAGGUGAAGCGCUCCCGUGAACGUCGUCAGAAUGCGACCGAGCAACAGCGCAACCGAGAGGCGCAAAGGAGCCGCAUGCGACGUCAAAAUGCGACUGAAGAGCAGCGUCUUCGUGAGCGGGAGCGCUGUCGCCGCCGAUACGAGAUCCAGAAACAGCAGAAGCUGCUUGCUCAAGAGUCCGGUACGACGGUUGGUGUAGCGACACAGACGAGCACACCUGCCGCUUCGGUCUCAGCUCAAAUUAUUCCAACUGGUAGAAGUGACCAGCACACGCGAUUAUCAGUGAGCCAAGUUCAGCCCAAAGACAUCGAGCAUCAGAACCGACUUUUGUUGCAGCAACAGGCAGGACUUGGCCAGCAAAUUCGAUCGCUCUACGCCUCAUUAUCGCGUGCCUCUUCAUCUCACAUUGAUCUAUGA
This is a messenger RNA of Peronospora matthiolae, 1314 nucleotides long. The record is from the annotation of a GenBank genome assembly. NCBI's taxonomy places the organism in Eukaryota, Oomycota, Peronosporomycetes, Peronosporales, Peronosporaceae.